CUAUCAAAUAAAAAAAAGUACAGAAGAAAACAAGGGUUACUAGCGCACCAUUUAUCGCACGCCGAAAAGAAGGGAAAACACUUGCUUACCCUGUGAACCAACCCAAGACUGAGAGAGCUAGAGUGGGAAGGAUAUGGGAGAUGUUUCCGACCACGCCGCAGGGGAUCGGAAGGUCCCCAAGCUUCCAAUCGAAGGCAAGCGGAACAUCCUCAUCACCAGCGCCUUGCCUUACGUCAACAACGUCCCUCACCUCGGCAACAUCAUCGGCUGUGUGCUGAGUGCUGAUGUGUUUGCACGGUACUGCCGGCUUCGCGGCUACAAUGCAAUAUACAUGUGCGGAACAGAUGAGUACGGGACGGCCACAGAGACUAAAGCCAUGGAAGAGAAUAGCACCCCAAAGGAGAUUUGUGACAAAUACUAUGCUAUACAUAAGGAAGUCUAUGAGUGGUUCAAUAUAAGUUUUGAUAAAUUUGGACGUACUUCAACCCCACAGCAAACUGAGGUUUGCCAAGCAAUUUUUAAGAAACUGUUGGAGAACAAUUGGCUUUCGGAGAACACAAUGCAGCAGCUUUACUGUGACACAUGCAAAAGGUUCUUAGCUGACCGGCUUGUGGAGGGUACCUGCCCGAAAGAGGGGUGUGAUUACAAGUCUGCACGAGGAGAUCAAUGUGAAAAGUGCAGUAAGCUUUUGAAUCCGACAGAAUUAAAAGACCCGCGGUGCAAGGUUUGUCAGAAAACACCACGCAUUCGUGACACAAAUCACUUGUUUCUUGAACUCCCUUUGCUGAAGGACAGAUUGGAAGAGUAUAUCAACAAAAUGUCGGUGGCUGGAUCUUGGAGCCAGAAUGCCAUUCAAGCAACAUAUGCAUGGCUUAAAGAAGGCCUGAAAUCACGAUGUAUUACCAGGGAUCUUAAGUGGGGGGUUCCUGUUCCACAUGAGAGAUAUAGUGAUAAGGUUUUCUAUGUCUGGUUCGAUGCACCUAUUGGAUAUGUCUCAAUCACUUCUUGCUACACGCCUGAGUGGGAGAAGUGGUGGAAGAAUCCUGAAAAUGUGGAGCUGUAUCAGUUUAUGGGCAAGGACAAUGUGCCGUUUCACACCGUGAUGUUUCCAUCAACACUUCUUGGAACUGAAGAAAACUGGACUUUAAUGAAGACCAUCAGUGUCACUGAAUACUUGAAUUAUGAAGCAGGAAAAUUUUCUAAGAGUAAAGGUAUUGGAGUUUUUGGCAAUGAUGCAAAAGAUACAAACAUUCCUGUAGAAGUAUGGAGAUAUUACUUGCUGAAUAAUAGGCCUGAGGUAUCCGACACAUUAUUUACAUGGGCUGACUUGCAAGCAAAACUGAAUAGCGAGUUGCUAAAUAACUUGGGAAACUUUAUAAAUCGAGUUUUGAGUUUCAUUGCUAAACCUCCAGGUCAAGGAUAUGGUUCUGUUAUCCCUAAGCCUUCAGAUUCUGAUCCAGAUCCGUUAACACAUGAACCUACUAAGAAAUUGGUUGGUAGCAUAGUUGAGUGUGUGGAGCAAUAUGUUGAGGCCAUGGAGAAGGUUAAACUAAAGCAAGGACUGAAAACUGCAAUGAGCAUUUCUAAUGAGGGGAAUGGAUAUCUGCAAGAAAGCCAAUUUUGGAAGCUUUACAAGGAUGACCAACCUUCCUGCUCUCUUGUUAUAAGAACUUCAGCGGGGCUAGUAUAUCUUCUUGCAUGUUUGUUAGAACCUUUUAUGCCAUCUUUUUCUCUCGAGGUACUUAAGCAGCUCAAUUUUCCUCCUGAAACUCCUUUUUCACUUGAAAAAGGAGAUAUUGAUAGGGCAAGCAGACCUUGGGAUAUCCUGCCUGCAGGUCACAAAAUUGGGACACCAGAGCCAUUGUUUAAGGAAUUGAAAGAUGAAGAAGUAGAAUUCUUCAGGACGAAGUUUGCAGGAAGUCAAGCUGAUAGGAUUGUGAGGGCAGAAGCUGAAGCAGAGAAGAUGGCUGAGCAACUGAAGAAAACAAAAGUUUCAGAGAGCAGUGGCAAAAAGCAACAGAACAAGAAACCCACAUCUGAAGCCAAAGCUAGGGCCUCAGCUGAGCCAGAAAUUUCCAUUGCAAGACUUGACAUCCGUGUUGGCCUUAUUACAAGUGCUCAGAAGCAUCCUGAUGCUGAUUCACUAUACGUGGAAGAGAUUGAUGUUGGUGAAGGACAGACCCGUACUGUUGUUAGUGGACUCGUCAAGUAUAUACCUCUUGAAGAGAUGCAGAAUCGGAAGGUGUGUGUUCUUUGCAACCUGAAGCCAGCUACCAUGCGAGGUAUAAAAUCACAAGCAAUGGUUCUUGCUGCAUCCAACAGUGACCACACCAAGGUUGAGUUGGUCGAGCCACCUAAAUCUGCUCAAGUUGGAGAAAGAGUUACAAUACCGGGGUUUGAUGGUGAGCCUGAUGAUGUCUUAAACCCUAAAAAGAAGGUUUGGGAAACAUUGCAAGUGGAUCUGCAUACGAACACAGAACUAGUGGCCUGCUACAAAGAUAUUCCUUUCACCACAUCAGCUGGUGUUUGCACAGUUUCAUCCAUUACCGGUGGGUCUAUUAGGUAGGUAGAUCUC
Molecule: messenger RNA, 2575 nt
Organism: Juglans microcarpa x Juglans regia
Lineage: Eukaryota; Viridiplantae; Streptophyta; Magnoliopsida; Fagales; Juglandaceae
Product: methionine--tRNA ligase, cytoplasmic
Exons: 17
Coding region: 134-2566 (810 amino acids)
Biological process (GO): methionyl-tRNA aminoacylation
Cellular component (GO): cytosol; aminoacyl-tRNA synthetase multienzyme complex
Molecular function (GO): tRNA binding; methionine-tRNA ligase activity; ATP binding
Source: RefSeq, a predicted model, not a curated record